Messenger RNA from Closterium sp. NIES-65, 1725 nucleotides. Lineage: Eukaryota; Viridiplantae; Streptophyta; Zygnematophyceae; Desmidiales; Closteriaceae. The record is from the annotation of a GenBank genome assembly.
AUGCCUUCGAUUCCCCCUCCCGUCGCCUUCCACGUCUGCCACAAUCGCUUCCCCCCCGUCACACUCGCUUCCCCACCCGUCACCUUCACUUCCCCUCCCAUUGCCUUUCACACUCUCCUGCUCACUCUCCUGCUCACUCUCUUCCCCGCUGCUCACUCGCUUCCCCCCUCCUCAAUCUAUUUCCCCCUGCUCACUCUCUUCCCCCCUGCUCACUCGCUUCCCCCCUCCUCAAUCUCUUUCCCCCUGCUCACUCUCUUCCCCCCUGCUCACUCGCUUCCCCCCUCCUCAUUCUCUUUCCCUCUGCUCACUCCCCUUGUUCUAACCCCACUUUCCCCAUUUCUCACCCAUUUUCCCCCUUCACGCUCUCCUACCCCCUCUGCUCGCCCCUGUUUUCCCUACUCACUCCUAUACUCACUCUCUCCCCCCCUGCUCACUCUCUUCCCCCCCUGCUCACUCUCUUUCCCCUUGCUCACUCUCUUUCCCCCUUCACGCUCUCUUUCCCUCCCUUCCGCCUGUUUCCCCCCUUCGUCACGCGCUCGUCCCCUCGCAAUCCCUGUCUCUCUCUCCCCCCGUCGCCCUCCCUUCCACUCCUCGUUGCCCUCGCCAUCCCUCCCUUCUCCCUUCCCAUCUCGCACACUUGUCACGCCCCCUUUCCAACCCGCACAUACACCCUUCCCUUCUUCCCUGUUUCCAUGUAUCCCCUGCGCUGCUUCCCCCCAUCCUCCAACUUGCUCCCCCCAUCCCCUUCCCUGCUUCCCCUCGUCCCCUCCCUUGCCUCUGCCCAUCCCCUUCCCUGCUUCCCCCCAACCCCUUCCCUGCUCCCCCCCAUCCCCUUCCCUGCUUUCCCCCUUCCCCUUCCCUGCUUCCCCCCGUCCCCUUCCCUCCUUCCCUCGUCCCCCUCCCAGCAUCCCCCCAUCCGCUUCCCUGCUCCCCCCCAUCCCCUUCCCUGCUCCCCCCCAUCCCCUUCCAUGCUUCCCCCCAUCUCCUUCCCUGCUUCCCCCUAUCGCCUUCCCUGCUCACCCUUUCUCCCUCUGUUUCUCCCUUGCUCCCUCCCCUUCUUCUCUGCUCACUCUCUUCCCCCUUGCUCAUUCUUUUUACUUCUGCUCACUCUGUUCCCCCUUGCUUCCUCUCUUCCCCUCUGUUCAAUCUGUCCCCCGCUGCUUCUUCUCUUCCCCUCUGCUCAUUCCGUUUACUGUCUUUCCCCCUUCACUCACCCCCAUACCCCCCAAUGCAGUUACAGGUGCCCAGCACCAGAUGUGGCUUUACGGCCUGUUGGCAGAGGGAAUGAUGGGAUCGGGAAAGGAGGGACGGGGAAACGAGGAAAAGGGGAUGAGAAGUAGGAUGGCAUGGCGGAAUGGGGUGGGGCAGAAAGGGGUGGGGCGGAAUGGGGUGGGGCAGAAAGGGGUGGGGUGGAAUGGAGUGGGGCAGAAAGGGGUGGGGCGGAAUGGGAUGGGGCGGAAUGGGGUGAGGCGGAUUGGGGAGAUGAGGGAUGGGGAGAUGAGGGAUGAGGAGAUGAGGGAUGGGGAGGUGUGUGAUGGGGAGGAGAGGGCUAGGGAGGAGAGGGCUGGGGAGGAGAGGGAUGGGGAGGUGAGGGAUGAGGAGAUGAGGGAUGGGGAGAUGAGGGAUGGGGAGAUGAGGAAUGGGGAGAUGAGGGAAGGGGAGAUGAGGAAUGGGGAGAUGAGGGAAGGGGAAAUGAACGUGUAUGCGACGGAAGGGUGCUGCUGA